Molecule: messenger RNA, 1092 nt
Organism: Neofelis nebulosa (Clouded leopard)
Lineage: Eukaryota; Metazoa; Chordata; Mammalia; Carnivora; Felidae
Product: interferon omega-1-like
Exons: 1
Coding region: 430-1092 (220 amino acids)
Biological process (GO): T cell activation involved in immune response; defense response; cytokine-mediated signaling pathway
Cellular component (GO): extracellular region
Molecular function (GO): cytokine activity; type I interferon receptor binding
Source: RefSeq, a predicted model, not a curated record
GUCCUGACUUUGUGGUCCCAGUGAAGCAUAGCCUCAAACCUGACUGAGGUUCCAGAAGGAAGAGGAACAUCAGAGAAGCUCAUUCAUUAAUAACCAUCAACCUCUGCUGUGAUCCAAACGGGAAAUAAAACGUAGUCCUUGGUUCUAAGGAGCUUAAUUGCCAAAGAUGGUCUGGUGAAUCCCUAAACAAAUAUGGAAACCCUAAGGACUGAAGGAUCUAGCCUUCCUGUGUAGAGAGUAAGGAAGAUAAAAAGGAGCUAAAAUUUUGUUCCUAGACAGUUAUAACAAUAAAAGUGAGUGAUUCUCAUUUGACUGAUAAGAAUCCAUUGGGAUGGACACAUGGGAAGUCUCCUGGGAAAAUAAACUUCCUUCGUACAAGUAAUCAUUUAGAAUGAUGACAUAUUCUUAGACAACAUGGAGAAUGCAUAAAUGAAAACCAAAAAAGGAAGUAAAAGUGGAGGGAAAUGUUCAGACAAUGAAAAUGUCCGCGUUCCCUAUUUAAGAGCCAUGCUUCGAGGCCGUGCUCAGAGAACCUCGGCCCGAGGUCCCCCAGCCGCCCAGGUCAGCAUGCCCAGCAGCCCCCUCGGCUUCCCCAUGGCUCUCCUGCGCCCUCUGCUGACCGCCCUGGCGCUGCUCACCUGCCGCCCUGGAGGCUCUCUGGGCUGUGCCCUGCCUGGGAGCCACGCGCAGGUUAGCAGGGACAACUUGGUGCUCCUGGGCCAGAUGCGGAGACUGUCCCCUUUCUUGUGCCUGCGGGCCAGAAAAGACUUCCGCUUCCCGCUGGAGAUGCUGGAGGGCGGCCAGCUCCGGGAGGCCCAGGCCGCCGCCGCCGUCCUGCGGGAGCUGCUCCAGCAGACCUUCAACCUGUUGCACACGGAGCGCUCCUCGGCGGCCUGGAGCCCCGCGCCGCUGCACGGACUCCGCUCUGGCCUCCACCUGCAGCUGGAAGCCCUGGAUGCCUGCUUGGUGAAUCCUCAGGAAAGGGUAGGAGUGGGGGAAGGAAGAAAAGCCAAGUUCCCAAGUUUGAUCUUGGCCCUGGAUCAUGGCCAGCAGGGGGCGAACUUCCCUGUGAGGGUUUUGUUCUCCCACUGA